Suricata suricatta (meerkat) is the source of this 939-nucleotide messenger RNA. Its product is annotated as olfactory receptor 13D1-like. Gene Ontology annotation, biological process: G protein-coupled receptor signaling pathway. Gene Ontology annotation, cellular component: membrane. The transcript is spliced from 2 exons. The record is from RefSeq and is a predicted model, not a curated record. The coding region runs from base 1 to 939 and encodes 312 amino acids. NCBI's taxonomy places the organism in Eukaryota, Metazoa, Chordata, Mammalia, Carnivora, Herpestidae. Gene Ontology annotation, molecular function: G protein-coupled receptor activity; olfactory receptor activity.
AUGGACAGGACGAAUUGGACAGCGAUUGAGUUCAUUCUGCGGGGACUUUCUGAAUACCCCAAAGCUGAAAAACUCCUUUUCGUGAUGUGCCUGAUGAUGUACCUGGUGAUCCUGCUCGGGAACAGCACCUUGAUCAUACUCACUCUCCUGGAUCCCCGCCUCCAUACGCCCAUGUACUUCUUCCUUGGGAAUCUUUCCUUCCUAGACAUUUGUUACACAUCCUCGUUUAUCCCCUCAAUGUUGAUACACUUCCUAUCACAGGAAAAAACCAUCUCCUUCACUGGAUGUGUUGUUCAGAUGUCUGUCUCUUAUACCACGGGGUCCACAGAGUGCGUGCUCCUAGCAGUGAUGGCAUAUGACCGUUAUGUGGCCAUCUGUAAUCCUCUGAGAUACCCCAUCAUCAUGAGCAAGGCCCUUUGUAUUCAGAUGGCAGCUCUCUGCUGGGGACUGGGCUUUCGCAACUCACUGACAGAAACUAUCCUUGCAAUACGGUUGCCUUUCUGUGGAAAAAAUGUCAUUAACCACUUUGUUUGUGAAAUAUUGGCCUUUGUCAAGCAGGCUUGUGCUGAUAUUUCCUUGAAUGAGAUUGCUAUAAUGUUGGGUAAUGUAAUAUUUUUGUUUUCUCCAUUAUUGUUAAUUUGUAUCUCCUACAUCUUCAUCCUUUCUACUGUACUAAGAAUCAGUUCAGCAGAAGGAAGAAAAAAGGCCUUUUCUACAUGUUCAGCCCACUUAACAGUAGUGACCUUGUUUUAUGGGACAAUCCUCUUCAUGUAUAUGAAGCCAAAGUCGAAAGAUUCUGCUUUUGACAAACUCAUUGCUCUGUUCUAUGGAGUAGUCACUCCCAUGCUCAAUCCUAUCAUCUACAGCCUGAGGAACACAGAGGUGCUUGGGGCUCUGAAAAAACUGAUGAGUAGACACUGGAUCUGGAGAAAAGGGUGA